Molecule: messenger RNA, 1554 nt
Organism: Entrophospora candida
Lineage: Eukaryota; Fungi; Glomeromycota; Glomeromycetes; Entrophosporales; Entrophosporaceae
Source: the annotation of a GenBank genome assembly
AUGAAUAUUGAUAGCAGUGAUCAAAUGUUUUAUAAUUUUCGUUUACGUAGAAUUGUGAAAGAAAAUCAUGGGAAAAACAUAAAUCAAAUAUCGCUUUUCUUUAAUUUGAACAAUUAUGAGGCACCAAUUGGUCCCGAGUAUAUAAAAAAAUAUAACAAACUUGGAUACGUUAUAAGGGAUGUAAAAGAUACUAGUAAUAUUUUGGCCACAGUUGCAGACAUUCAGGCAAGUAUAUAUGACAAUGAGCAUUGCGGUGAUCAUUUAGAUAUAAUGUCAAAUUUUGUAGCGGGUGAACAUAUAGAUCUAGAAACAAAUGAGUUAUUAACUUGUUGUUGGCUACACAGAAAAGAUGAUGCAAUCUUAGCAGUAGCAGGCACACUUGGUAAAAUAUAUUUAAUCAGCCUGGCAUUUUCUCUUACUUUUAAAACAUUAAAUGGACAUACAGGAGCAAUUACUGAUCUUCGAAAAUAUCCAAAUGAUGAUCAGCAUUUAAUGUCUGCCUCGAGGGAUAAUACUGUUCGAAUAUGGCAUGUUGAUAAUGGAACAUGUGAAAUUAGAAUAUGGUAUACACCAAAUCUGACAGAAACAUCAAACAAACCUAUACAUUUAUCUAAAAAAAACGUUUAUACAAAAUUUAAAAAAAUUCAUUCAACUCAAAUAGACAAUAAAAUAGAGCAUUGGGAUUAUGAGACAUUUAAAAUUAUAAAAACUUUUAACAUUAAAGAUAAUUGUUUUAAUAGAUGCAGAUUUGAUGUCAGUUUGGAUGGGAAGUAUAUGUGUGUUGGCACAAGUUAUGGUAGUGUAUUUAUUUAUAAUAUUACAAAAGGUAAACUGGUAACAGAAUUAAGCCAUAGAAGAUCUACAAAAGCUGUGAAAUGUUGUUUAUUCACAAGAGACUAUAAACAAAUAAUUGCAGCUGGGCAAGAGGGGUUUAUUUGCAGGUAUGAUUAUAUUAGUGAUAAGACUUUAGCUGAAUGGGAUGAAUGGGAAAAUACAUCAACCAACACUACUAGAUUAGCAAUUAACGAAGAUUUAAUAAAACUUGGAAUUUUUGUCUACGAUAAUAAAAACGAAAAAUUCGAUCAAAUCAAAGAAAAAUUGGAUUUUGACUUGGAAAUAAUUGGUUGUGAGUUUUUGAAAGGAGGCAUGAUUUUUCAAAUGCUUAGAACUGGAAAGUUCUUACAAAAUAUUAACGUUGUUUUAGUUGUUCCGAAUUGCAGUGAAUUAUUAGCCAAUAAAGAAAGGAGAAAUUCAAUGUUAACAGAAGAUGAUAGGAUCAAAACCGCUCUAAUUCCUGACAUGAUAAUUAAGUUAUUUAAAAGGGAUCUUGAAAUCAUAGUCGUAGAAUGCGGGAAAAAAGAUCCGAUUACAGGGAAGAGAAAAAAUUUGGAUGAUACAAAAAAACUAUCAAUUUUACUUUAUGAUAUGAUUAAUAAACUCCACGAAAUUUUAAAGGACGAAGGAAAAGGGGAAGAAAUUACGACUUUGGCUGUGUUCGGAAUCGUUACUUCUGGUAAAUGUUUUAUUUGCUUAAACAUUAAAACUAUAAGUUAA